GUAUUUUUGGGAAUUUUCGUAUUAGUAUUUGGUAUACGUGAAUGUAAAGAUAUAUCAUUAGAAGAAGAGGCAAAUAGUCUUAUUGCAAAAGCUAAUUUUGAAAAAAAGGGUGGAGGAAUCUCACCUUCAUCAAAUGACCAUUUAUCACCUUCCGCCUCAUUGCAUCGCAACAACAGUAAUAACAGUAAUAACAGCAAUCCCAGUAAUCCCAGCAAUCCCAGCAACAAUGAUGAUGGCUAUAUUGACCUUGGUCGCGAUCCCAAUGCCAUAGGCAAUCUUGGUCGUGAUCCCAAAGCCAUAGGCAAUCUUGGUCGCGAUCCCAAUGCCAUAGGCAAUUUUGUUCCGCCACGAUAUAAUCAAGGAUACGUAUAUCCGACCAGUGAAAAAUCCAUGCCCACGCCGUACACAGGUAUACGUCGCCAUCCAACCAGCCCCACUCGGAUUCCUUCAAAUCGUAUACCAAGUAGUAACUUAUCACGCUAUCCGACUACCGUUAAUAACGUAUCUGCAAAUAGAGAUCCUGUGACCAUAACGCUUCAAUCAACGAACGGCAAUAAUAAUUAUUCACAGAGAACCUAUGCAGAUGACGUUUACGCGAGCGCGUCCCGUAGACCACAACAAUAUACAAAUCCUGGUC
This is a messenger RNA of Racocetra fulgida, 637 nucleotides long. NCBI's taxonomy places the organism in Eukaryota, Fungi, Glomeromycota, Glomeromycetes, Diversisporales, Gigasporaceae. The record is from the annotation of a GenBank genome assembly.